Messenger RNA from Mauremys mutica (yellowpond turtle), 1341 nucleotides. Its product is annotated as syntaxin-binding protein 2-like. The record is from RefSeq and is a predicted model, not a curated record. Gene Ontology annotation, molecular function: syntaxin-3 binding. The transcript has 11 exons. Lineage: Eukaryota; Metazoa; Chordata; Testudines; Geoemydidae. Gene Ontology annotation, cellular component: plasma membrane; secretory granule. Bases 436 to 1341 code for a protein of 301 amino acids. Gene Ontology annotation, biological process: neurotransmitter secretion; vesicle-mediated transport; intracellular protein transport.
GACAAUGACUUGUUUAUACUGCUGGGUGUGUUUUGUUAUAGGAUUAUAGUCUGUUAAAAUAUGUGUCUAUUAAAUUCAAUGUGUAGUUUGUAAAGCUAAAGCAGCAAUCCAAGAUGGAGUCUGAACUGCCACCUUGUGACCGCCAUCUUGUUGUUUACUGUUAUCAUGGCCCAGUCCUAACUGGAUCCAACCGGUUUUUCCCCCCAUUGGCCACUCCAAGGACAAUGUCACCCUUGCUGGGACUGUACCAUAUUUUCCCGCCACUAAAGGCAGGGGGGACUGAGCUCCCUGCCGAGUGGCGCAGUCCAUCCCAGUGACUGUGUGCGCGGCUCAGGCCUGCCCAGCACGUUCUGCCCGAAGUGACGAGUGAGGGAAGGAGAUUCCAUCGAACCCGCUCCUGCUCCUGGACUCGAGUGGACGUGACAGGAGGCGAAGAUGGCUCCAUCCGGGUUGAAGGCAGUGGUGCGCGAGAAGAUCUUCAGCGUUGUCUUUCGCAGCGUGAAGAAGGAAGGAGAAUGGAAGGUGCUAAUCAUGGACCACCCGAGCACGCGCAUCCUCUCAUCAUGCUGCAAGAUGUCCGACAUUGUGGACGAAGGCAUCACAUCUGUGGAAGAUAUUGACAAGUGCCGGGAGCCAAUCCCCAGCCUGGAGGCCAUCUACCUGCUCAGCCCUGUGGAGAAGUCAGUGCAGGCUCUGAUCAGUGACUUCCAGGGCACCCCCACCUUCAACUACAAGGCAGCUCACGUCUUCUUCAUCAGCCCCUGUCCUGAGCCUCUGGUCAAGGAGCUGAGGAAGUCACGGGUCACCAAGGCCAUCAAAAGCCUCAAGGAGAUCAACGUGGCCUUCCUGCCCUACGAGAGCCAGGUGUACUCCCUGGACAGGCCACAGACCUUCCACAUCUGGUUCAGCCCCUACAGCUCCUUGGAAAAGAACAAGGAGCAGGAGAUGCUGGCAGAGCAGAUUGCCACGUUGUGCGAAACCCUGGAGGAGUAUCCAGCCAUCCGCUACCGGAAGGACCAUGAAGAGAACUUCCACCUGGCUCGCGCUGUGCUGGCCAAACUCAAGGCGUUCAAGGAAUACGAGCCCAGCAUGGGAGAGGGCCCCGACAAAGCCCGCUCUCAGCUGCUGAUUGUGGACCGGAGCUUCGACCUGGUGUCCCCACUGCUGCACGAGCUCACCUACCAGGCCAUGGCCUACGACCUGCUCAGCAUUGAGAACGACACCUACAAGUACGAGACGACGGGGACCAGCGUCUCGCGGGAGAAGGAGGCGCUGCUGGACGAAGACGACGAACUCUGGGUGCAGCUACGCCACAUGCACAUCGCUGACGUCUCCAAGUGA